CAGAGAUUGAUUUUGCAUUUCUUAAAGCCUUUAUUUGUUGUGGAAUUUCAUUUUCAAUUAUUGAAACCCCCUUUUUUAUUAAUGCAUUGAAACUAUUAAAUGAAAAAUAUAAUCCACCAAGCCGUACUACUCUUUCAACAACACUAUUAUAUAUAGAAGUAGCAAGAAUUACAUUAAAAAUGAACAAAGAAAUAAAAAAUUUACAAAAUUUAACACUUGCUAAAAAUAUAAUUCAUUCUAAAUAUCCUUUUAUUAUGACAUUACCUUGUAUUGCGCAUCAAUUACAUUUAAUUAGUUAUGAUGUUUGUCAUUUACCUUAUACUUCAAAUUUAAUUUCAAAGUGUAACAAAAUAGUAUUUUAUUUUAACAAGUCAACGCUAGUAGGAAGUUUAUUAAAUAAUAUUAUCAAAGAUGUGCUAAUUAUUGGUGGUGGUUUAAAAUUAGCAUGUAAAACAAGAUGGACAACAUAUUAUGAUU
Messenger RNA from Dentiscutata erythropus, 477 nucleotides. Lineage: Eukaryota; Fungi; Glomeromycota; Glomeromycetes; Diversisporales; Gigasporaceae. The record is from the annotation of a GenBank genome assembly.